AGAUAUUUUCAGACGGACCGCUUUUAGUUAAUCAUGUCCGCAAGGUUUCACCAAAAAUCCGAGAUGGCACAGGGUUUUCGGGACCAAAGUACAUAGGGAUAUUAUGUUCACUCAAAAUUGACAGCAGUAUUAAACUUUUUUUUUUUGUCAUCGUUAUUGUCUGAGAACGGAGUGUUUUCGGAGCACACGGGCCACUGAGGAUGUGGCGGACAGGUGGUCCUCCCAGUUUACGGCUGGUGUGGACCGGCGCCACCAGAUUCUGCUCCAACAAGCCACCAGAAGCCUCGUCCCCCCAUCCAUCUCACACAAGCCCCCCUCCACGGACCCAAGCAGAGAAACGGAGGCGCAGGCAACAGCGCGAUGACUCCAUCCUGUCCAGUUCACACACGAGUGCUGAAGUGGUGAACUGGAGUGAGAAGCAGAAGAUAGUUUACUCAGCUCAAACCGCUCCUGGAAACAAGAAAGAUGUGAGUUUGCCGUUGCCCUCCUCCUACAGUCCGGAUUACGUAGAAGCCUGCUGGUACGAGUGGUGGGAGAAAGAGGGCUUCUUCAGUCCUGAAAUACACGAGAGGUUGUCUCACCGCGUGGAUCAGACCUUCACUUUGUGUAUUCCUCCGCCAAAUGUAACCGGUACGCUGCAUUUGGGUCAUGCUCUGACUGUUGCCGUGGAGGACGCUCUGGUCCGAUGGAGGAGGAUGCUGGGAUAUCGAGUCCUGUGGGUUCCUGGAUGUGACCAUGCUGGUAUCGCAACUCAGUCGGUGGUGGAGCGCAGACUUCUGAGAGACAAAGGGAAGCGCCGACAAGACCUGACCAGAGAAGAGUUUUUACAGGAAGUUUGGACCUGGAAGAACCAGAAAGGGGAGCAGAUCUACCAGCAGCUGAGGAGGCUGGGGGCGUCUCUGGACUGGAGCAGAGCCUGUUUCACCAUGGACCCAGGCUUCAGCAGGGCCGUAACUGCAGCAUUCGUCCAGCUCUGCGAUUCUGGCCUAAUUUAUCGAGCAGAGAGUUUGGUCAACUGGAGCUGCGCUCUGCAGUCCGCUAUCUCAGACAUCGAGGUGGACUCCAAGGAGCUGUCUGGACGGACCAUGUUGUUUGUUCCUGGUUAUGAGAAGAAAGUGGAGUUUGGAACAAUGUUCACGUUUGCGUACCCCGUAGAAGGCCACGGUGACAGCGAGGUGUCCGUGUCCACCACCCGCCCCGAGACCAUGCUUGGAGAUGUGGCUGUAGCCGUUCACCCGGACGAUCCUCGAUAUCAGACUCUUCAUGGGAAACAGUGCAGACAUCCAUUCACCAACAGACUGCUGCCGAUCAUCACUGACACCAUGGUGGACAUGGACCUGGGAACUGGUGCAGUGAAGGUGACGCCGGCUCACGACCACACCGAUUUUCUUCUAUCACAGAGACACUCGCUGCCACGUCUGCCUGUGAUUGGAGGAGACGGGACGAUGUCCCCUUCCUGUGGACAGUGGUUGGAGGGGGUGAAGCGCUUUGAUGCCAGACAGCUCGUGCUGGAUGCUCUGGUGGAGAAGAAACUGUUCAGAGAGAAGAAAGAUCACACCAUGGCAUUACCAAUCUGCAGUCGUUCAGGAGACGUCAUCGAACCUCUUUUGAAGAAGCAGUGGUUUGUCCGCUGUGAAGGAAUGGCUCGGAAAGCUGUUCAGGCUGUUGAGGAUGGAGAGCUGGAGAUGAUUCCCAAAUACCACACCAAGACCUGGAAGAACUGGCUGUCCAACAUCAGUGACUGGUGCAUCUCCAGGCAGCUGUGGUGGGGUCAUCAGAUCCCGGCGUACCAAGUACAGCUUCUGAACUCUGCCACCAAACUGGAGGACGAAUGGGUCUGGGGACAAAGUGAAGACGAAGCCCGUCAAAGAGCUGCUGUGAAAUAUGGAGUGAAACCAGAAGAGGUGGUUUUGACUCAGGACCUGGAUGUCCUGGACACCUGGUUCUCGUCAGCGUUGUUCCCCUUCGCCAUGCUUGGUUGGCCUGAACAGAACUCUGACCUGCGGUGCUUCUACCCCAACUCGCUUCUGGAGACAGGAAGUGACCUCAUCUUCUUCUGGGUGGCUCGGAUGGUCAUGUUGGGGACACAGCUGACCGGACAGCUGCCAUUUAAGCAGGUUCUGUUUCACUCUCUAGUACGAGAUAAAUAUGGCAGGAAGAUGAGUAAAUCUCUGGGAAAUGUCAUCGACCCGUUGGAUGUUAUCCAUGGAGUGUCUCUUCAAGGACUCGAAGAGAAAGUGAAGGAGGGGAACCUUGACCCAAGGGAGCAGCUGGUUGCCAUGGAAGCGCAGAAGAAGGACUUCCCCAGAGGAAUCCCUCAGUGUGGCACUGACGCACUGAGGUUCGCCCUCUGCUCUCACAAGAUGCAGGGAGACGACAUUAGUUUGUCGGUGUCUCAGGUCCUGAGCUGCAGACACUUCUGUAAUAAGAUGUGGCAGACCCUCAGGUUUACGCUGGGGGUCCUGGCUGAAACCGGGACUCCACUGGGAACACUGGACCAGACGACUCCGGUGGGCAGCGUGGAGCGCUGGAUCUGCUCCCGCCUCCACAGCACCGUGCUGGAGUGUGAACGAGCGUUUGAAAAUUACGAGCUUCACGCCGUCACGGCGGCGCUGCAUUCCUUCUGGCUCCACAACCUCUGCGACGUUUAUCUGGAAUACAUGAAGCCUUUGAUCGGGAGGAGGGAUGAGGAGCCGGUGGCUCAGACCGACUCGGAUCACCAUGGCAACGCCAGGCAGGAGGCCGUCACCGUGCUGUUUCACUGCGUGUCUGUGUCUCUGACGCUGCUCCACCCCUUCAUGCCCUUCAUCACCGAGGAGCUGUGGCAGCGACUGCAGCCGUUCAGACCUGAGGGUGGCGCUAACAGCAGCCUGUGUUUGCAGUCGUACCCCCGACCCGCUCACACGGCACAUUGGCACUUCCCUGAGGAGGAGGAAGGCUUCCUGCUGGUCCAGGAAGUGGUCCGAGUGGCCCGGUCUCUGCGAGCCCAGUGUGGUGUGACCAAAGAAAGACCCACGAUGUGGGCCGAGUGUUCACCCCAUCAGGCCCGCAUCCUCCUUCACUUUGACUCCGCCAUUCGGACCCUGGGCCGGAUCUCCAGCCUGCAGAUGUUCUGUCCUGACGGGGCAGACUCCCAGCUGUCUGUCAAGUCCUCCCCCCCACCCACAGGAAGUGUGGUGGGUGUGGUGGACCACAGCUGUCGGCUGCACCUCCACGUCCAGAGUGGACUGAACGUGGACAAACAGAUCCUGGAGCUUUCUCAGCGCAGAGACAAACUCAUCCCUAAACUGGAAGAAAUGCUCCAAAAGCUCAAAUCUCCAGACAUCCUGACCAAGAUUCCUGUUCAUGUCAGAGAGCAGAUGGACAGGAAGGUUUCAGUCUUGAAGCAGGAACUGAAAACCGUUGAAGACCAGAUGGAGCUGCUCCAGAAGAUGAAAACCACAGGAUGACUUCAGCGAGGAUGUCAUAGCUGUGGAGACGCCAAAAGAACUGAAGAAAUUCUUCACAUACUGUAGUUCCAGAACGGUGGCGUCCUGGAGCUGUUUCUGCACACAGACAUUACAGAUGUAUAGAGCCCCUGCAGCCACCAGGGGGACACAAGAGACAAGACACAAGGUCAACCUCAAUAUCCAGUAUUUAUGGAGAAAUAAAACGAACUGUCUUCAAACCACAAACAUUGUAAGGUCUGUGUUGUAUCCACCCACGAAGUAGAACAAGUCAGGUCCUCUACUGACCACCAGGGUCUGUAGAGAACCUGCCAACAGUAUUAAAAUGUAAAACUUUAGAGCAGAAAUAAAUAUAUUUACAGUCUGGUUCAAAAAAGGUUUUCAUCGCCAUAGUUAGAUUUAACAUCCAAGACGACUGUAUGGAGGAACUUUGA
Cololabis saira (Pacific saury) is the source of this 3880-nucleotide messenger RNA. It is a transcript of the gene vars2, whose product is annotated as valyl-tRNA synthetase 2, mitochondrial. The coding region runs from base 201 to 3449 and encodes 1082 amino acids. Gene Ontology annotation, cellular component: cytosol. The transcript is spliced from 29 exons. The record is from RefSeq and is a predicted model, not a curated record. Lineage: Eukaryota; Metazoa; Chordata; Actinopteri; Beloniformes; Belonidae. Gene Ontology annotation, molecular function: aminoacyl-tRNA deacylase activity; ATP binding; valine-tRNA ligase activity. Gene Ontology annotation, biological process: valyl-tRNA aminoacylation.